GCUACCCUGUUUCCAUUACGAACAUCCCCGGAAGCUGAGAAGAAAAACAACAGUUCAACAUGGAGCGGGAAACACAGGUUAUGGAGGUUUGUGAAAAUGAAGACGAAAGUAGCCUCUCGCCAUCCAAAUUAAACAUGUACGAGGCGCAGUUUUUCGGAUUCACGCCCCAGACAUGUGUUCUCCGGGUCUGUAACGCGUUUCAAGACUGUCUGUACGAUAUUUUACCCGUUGUGGAGAAAGUGUGCGUCCGACAACUGAGCUCUGAAGGGUCUGCCGAGGCCGACGAGCAGCUGAGGACCGGGGCUCGAGAGUGCAGCCGCAAACUGCAGCAGGUCCUGGAGGAGCGCUUCAGGCGGCUGUCGGAGCGCAUGACACCGCUGCUGGUCCAACGGUGCCUCACCGUGCCACCAAAUGUGCUUCUGCCCGAGGACCAGUCACACGAAAAGUACCCCCGGGCCGUGCAGGAGGCCUUCAGAUUGGAGUCGUCCAUUGCUGAGCUCCAGAGAGUGUUUGAAGUGGAGGUGUGUGCCAGGCAGGCGUUGCUGGCAGAGCUGGAGGAGCAGAAGGAGGUGCAGAGACAGCUAGACGAGAUCGUGACAUGGGUCCAAGAGCUGCAGUUUGCUUGGGUGAAGGAAGGUAACAGCAGCUUUCGCGACUGUUUCCGAGUUAUGAUGGAGUCAGUAAAAAAACUGCAGAAAGCCCUCACUGAAGUCUACAACAAGGCACCCCACCAAAUAGACUGAACUCUUUACAGAUAAUUCCUAUCUCUCCACCUCAUAUAUAUGUGUUAUGUGUAUAUAUAUGAGGUGGUUGUCACACAUUGUCUGUGUCAGAGUAAUUAACAAUGACGUUAAAGCUGACAUUUUAAUCACUGGCUUUGGUUACAUGCAUGCUCAAAAUCAGAUUAUUAUCAGAUUUUUUGACUAUUACAUGAUUUUUCUGUUUACAUGUUAAUUUUGUUUUGAACACCAUCCUCCUGAAUCAGAUUUUGUGUUUUACAUGUGAUUUAAAUUAUCUCAAAGGUAGAGAAAUAAGAUCAUAAUCAGAGUUUGGUGUGCAUGUAAAUUUAGCCAUUGUUACUACUCUGAUAUCUGCUUAAGAUGUACUCUUUGUAUUAUUUUAUAUUGUAACUUGUGUUUGUCACGUUUGUCAGAAAUAGCUGUCUUUAUGUUUGUUGGGGCAUGUUAAUAAAUGUACAGCUCAAGUUUGAAAAUUUUUGGAUGUACUUAGUCAGUUUUACCACUAGGUUGCGCACUCUACAUGUGACCAUUUUAACUUUAAACUUUCUAUAUUGUUUGAAAACGCCACACAUACUAACAGUUCAUAUAUAAGAAAUUACUUUUUUAUGACAUCAAUCUUUGAUGAAUGUUCCUCUACUCUGCCGUUGUUUUCAUUAAUAAAAAUAAAAAAAGGCAAAGCAACGAAAAUAAUAGGAUUGCAAAAAUUCUAGCAAAUGAAAACACUUUAGUAUGACAAGCCCCAAUUUCACUGUAGCAGUUUAUUUAGACUUUUUAUGCACAUUUGCAAACUAAUAUUGUAUUGGUACAUUUAAAUGAUCCUCAUGAACACUUGUACAAGUUGUAAAAAGAAUUCAGGAACUCACUUCAGUGCUGCCCGACAGCUGAAAAUCAAUUAACAAAUUGGAUUUGCUAAUUUAUCAGUAAUAUAUGAGGUCAUUAACUAAGCAUUACUUUUAGGGGCUUACUAUGAGUUGUCCAUAUCAUCUACAAGAAACAAGCAAGAAAAUGAAUUCAU
Messenger RNA from Boleophthalmus pectinirostris (great blue-spotted mudskipper), 1755 nucleotides. RefSeq names its product MIS12 kinetochore complex component (gene mis12). Gene Ontology annotation, cellular component: nucleus; chromosome, centromeric region. Bases 60 to 743 code for a protein of 227 amino acids. The record is from RefSeq and is a predicted model, not a curated record. The transcript is spliced from 2 exons. Lineage: Eukaryota; Metazoa; Chordata; Actinopteri; Gobiiformes; Gobiidae. Gene Ontology annotation, biological process: mitotic sister chromatid segregation; kinetochore assembly; mitotic cell cycle.